UCUAAGCUUCAAAUAUUUGCAAGAUUCGAGAACUAUUGAGAAAACAGGAAACUAUAAAUCAAUCGGAUGACAGGAUACUUCGCAGGAGUGAUGAGAGCCAGCACAGUCUUUAGAAACGGUCUCUAUCUCGCGCACGUUGCACCGAUAUGAAGCUGAAGGUGACAGAAACUUUUGUUCGCGUGUGGCCCCAGUGGGCCACCUGCGUGACAGUGACCCUAUUAUCUAUCAGUGUGGGAUUGAAGAUUGGAUGGACAUCCCCUUAUCUGGCCCAAUUGACCAAAGAAGACUCGCCACUGCACAUAACGGAUGACGAGGCGACAUGGAUAGUUUCUCUGCUUCCGUUCGGACGAUUAUUCGGUGCCAUGGUUGGCUACGUCGCUAUGGAAUAUUACGGCAGCAAAAGAUCUCUGUUAAUCUCGGGUAUACCUAUCAUGAUCAGCUGGAUUUGUAUAAUAUUCGCCAAUUCGGCUGUCUGGCUCUACGUAUCUAGACUUUGCGCAGGUAUGUGCUUCGGCAUGUUCUACGGUUGCUUCGCCAUGUACAUGGGCGAGGUGGCGGCACCUGAAAUUCGCGGCGCCCUGGUAAGCACGAUAAUAAAUGGACUUCCGUUCGGGACGUUGAUCGGGAGCAUAAUGGGCAGUCAAGUGUCCAUGAUGUGUUUCGGGCUUGUAAGUCUGGUUUUGGCCAUCUGCUUCAUGAUGAUCUUCCCGCUGUUGCCUCAAUCGCCGCAUCACUACGUGCGCAACAAUAAUUCGAUCGAGGCGAGGAAAACUAUUCAAUGGUAUCAUCGGAAAUCGAACGUGAACAUGGAACUGGAAGUGAUCGAGAAUUUUGUGCGAUCCUCCGGAUCGAUGAACUUCCGCCACAAACUCAAACACAUCACGGAGAAGAAGAACAGACGUUCGUUGAUUUUGAUCAUCUUUCUCUACAUCUUCAUGCAACUCAGUGGGGUAAACACCGUCACGUACUAUAUGGAAAUUAUCAUCAGAAAGGCGAAAGUGACGAUACUGGAACCGGCCACUAUUGUGAUCAUCGUCAAUGGAAUCGGUAUAGCGGUUGGCUGGAUCAGCGUGUAUCUGAUCGAUCGAUACGGCAGAAGGGUUCUCAUGGCGGUGUCAUGCGGCUGCGUAAUCAUCGGAAUGGUGCUACUGGGAUUACACUUUAUGUUAUUGGAACAGAAUUUCGACUCAAAAAAUCUGGAAUGGUUGCCGAUCCUGGCCAUGAUAUUUUACGUGAUGAUAUCUAUCGGUCUGAUACCAGUUCCGAGCACUCUACUCAGCGAGUUUUUCCCGGAUGAUUUAAAAAGUAUCGCUGGAUUCGCCGUGAGCAUCACAUCCGCGUUAUUCGCGUUCGUCUCCAGCGCAACCUAUCAGCCGAUGAUCGAUCUCACGAGCGAAAAAUAUGUUUACUGGAUGUACGCGAUGAUCAUGAUCGUGUGCAUGAUUUAUUCGUUUACGGAAAUACCGGAAACCAAAGGGAAGACUUUGCAGAACAUUCACUAUGACCAUGGCAAUAGAUGGAAAAUUAACAAGCAAAAGAAUACUUUGGCCCCAAUGGAUAGCCGGAUUUGGAGUUUUGUUAUUAGGAACCGAGGUGGGAUUGAUGGGAGGUUGGUCCUCUCCGUACAUCAGCGAAUUAAUAUCUCCGAAUUCUUCGUUCACAAUUACGAUGUCAGAACUAUCUUGGGUCGUAUCGCUGUUCAAUCUCGGCAGAUUGACGGGCUGUAUCAAAGGUGCUCUGUGCAGCGGCUAUUUUGGCAGUGAAAAGACGAUUCUGAUCUCUAGUAUGCCUAUCACGUUGAGCUGGCUCUUCAUCAUCCUGGCUAACAGAGUGGAAUGGAUAUACAUCGCGAGAUUCCUUGGUGGCCUCAGCCUGGGAAUGGUUUACUCCUGCUAUUCCUUAUAUCUGGGCGAAAUAGCGAACCCUGAUAUAAGAGGAGCGUUAGUCGCAAUGGGUACCACUGGAUUACCAAUAGGGAACCUUCUAAUGAGCGUCAUGGGAGCGUAUUUGUCGAUGUACACAUCGGCUUUGAUAGCUCUAAUUUCCUGCAUCGUGAUUAUAAUCAUUUUCGUCUGGUUGCCAGAAUCGCCUUACUACUUGAUAAAGAAAAAAUUAGACGAGAAAGCGAAACACUCGAUCCAAUGGUAUCACAGGGAUUGCGACGUGGAGCAGGAGUUCAAGGAGAUGCAAAUAUUCGUCGAGAGUCUCAAUAGACAAUCGUUGUUGGACACUUUGAAGGAAUUCAAGAUUUUUCAUUACAGAAAGUCAAUAACCAUAGUCUCGAUUCUUAUCGUGUACAGUCAAUUGUCCGGGAUAAACAGUAUUCUAUUUUAUAUGGAGUCGAUUUUAACCACGGCGAAGGUCAGUGUCAUAGAACCCGCGCAAGUGGUGAUAAUAGUGAUGACGGGUGGUGUUGUUGCAUCGUGUUUAUCGAUAUUCCUGCUGGACAGAUUCGGAAGGAAAUUUCUGAUGAUCGCGUCCUGCAGCGCGAUCCUCCUGUCUUAUAGUAUUUUGACACUCGAGUUUCAUUUGUUGGAUUUCGGCUUCGAUUCGGAAAAAGUGGAAGGAUUGGCGAUCAUUGGAAUGAUAUUAUUUUACAUAUCUAUAUUUACGGGCAUCAUUCUCGUCCCAUCGACGAUGAUGGGUGAAAUUUUCCCUCCACAUCUCAAGUGCAUCGCUGCAUGCAUCGUCAGUAUCUCGGGCUCUGUAAUCGCUUUCCUCUCCACGCUUACUUAUUUAACACUGCUCGAUUUUAUGACCGAGAAAUACUUAUUCUUGUUCUACGGUUUGCUCGUGGCCUCGUGCAUACCGUUCACCCUAUUCCUUGUGCCUGAGACGAAGGGACUAUCCUUGCAAGAGAUUCAGAAUAAGUUGAUGGGGAAGGACGACAACGACAAAGCGUUACGUGCGUCCACGUGCAUCGAUAAAGAUAAAUUUUCUCAAGAACGAAAUUUCGGACUAUACGUGAUCUCACGUGAUGAUUAACGUAAUGGUAUAUCACAUCGCAUAUUGUGCAAUUAACAUAGAGAGAACUUGUAUUUACCACUGAUUUGUAAAUACCAUUCAAGAGUGUAACGUUUUUUUCUUAAGUAAAUGAUAAUAUAGACUGUGAUAUUAAUAUAUCGACGGAA
Messenger RNA from Apis cerana (Asiatic honeybee), 3131 nucleotides. Its product is annotated as facilitated trehalose transporter Tret1. Gene Ontology annotation, molecular function: transmembrane transporter activity. NCBI's taxonomy places the organism in Eukaryota, Metazoa, Arthropoda, Insecta, Hymenoptera, Apidae. The record is from RefSeq and is a predicted model, not a curated record. Gene Ontology annotation, cellular component: membrane. Gene Ontology annotation, biological process: transmembrane transport.